Messenger RNA from Rhododendron vialii, 2304 nucleotides. RefSeq lists its product as uncharacterized. Gene Ontology annotation, molecular function: zinc ion binding. Lineage: Eukaryota; Viridiplantae; Streptophyta; Magnoliopsida; Ericales; Ericaceae. The transcript is spliced from 2 exons. The record is from RefSeq and is a predicted model, not a curated record. The coding region runs from base 1 to 2292 and encodes 763 amino acids.
AUGGAUGAUGGGUUGGUGGCUAUAACCUCUGAUAAAACUAUGUUAGAUAUGUUUGCAAUGCACAAGGACAACAACUCAAAUGUGAUUGAUGUAUAUGUCCAUAACCCUAUGAUGGAGCACAAGAAACCUAGUGAUGAAGAGGAAUCUAGUUUGACUAAGGCUGACCAUAGUGGACAAAUUGAUGACCUGAUUGACCUUGAUGACUUAGUUGCCCCUGAUGACAUAGCUGAACUUGAUCAAGGCAUAAUACCAACUGGUCCAGUUGAUGAAGAUGAUGAGUCUGAUAAAGUGUGGGACAGGGGUGAUGACAAUGGUGAUGAAAGUGGAGAUAACAGUGAUGAUGACAGUUUUAGUGGCUUUAUUGACUCAGAUGAGGAUGACCUGGAAGAUGAUGAAGAGGUUGAACAAGGAGUUGGAGUGGUGGUUAUUAAUGAACCAGCCAUUGAGAUUAUGAAUGAGGAAGGAGAACUUAGUGAUAAAAGUGAUGACGUAAGAUGUUUAUCAAACGAUGAGGAGGAGGAGGAAGGUGGGCACAAAAGAAAGAAGAAAUUCAUUGAGUUUGAUGAGGCUAAGGAUAUAAAGAACCCCAAGCUAGUGGAGGUUAUGGUUUUCCCUAAUGUGACUGCAUUCAGAGGUCUCCUCAAAGAGUUCCACAUUAGGGAAGGGUGUGAAUACACAUAUUUAAAGAAUGAAUCUAGUAGGGUCACUGUUAUUUGCCAAGAAAAGUGUGGUUUUAGGUUACAUGCAUCCCCAGUGCAUGGUGAGAAAUCAUUCCAGAUUAAGAGAUUGAGUGCUAACCAUUGCUGUACCAGAAAAUACAUCAAGUAUGCAACAUCUAAGUGGAUAGCCAAAAAAUACAUGGAGGGGCUCACUGAUGAACCAAACAAAAAGGUCAAGACACUUAAAAACGAUGUUAGGAGGAAAUGGAUGCUAGAUGUCUCAAGCAAGAAGGCUUAUAAAGUCAAGAAAGCUGCUCUAAAUGUAAUCCAUGGGAAUCAUGAGGAACAAUACUUGAGAUUAAGAGACUACUGUAUGAUUUUGGUUAAGCAAAACCCAGGGUCAACUGCCCUUUUGAAGGUGGACAGGCUUGUGCAUGAGCAAGCUGUGGUGUUCCAAAGAUUAUUUAUCUGCUUUGAUGCUCAAGCUAAGGGGUUCCUUGCUAGCUGCAGACCUUUCAUAGGUUUAGAUGCAUGCUUCCUCAAAGGCCCUUAUGGUGGACAACUUAUGCAUGCAACAACUAGAGAUGGCAACAACCAAAUGUACCCUCUGUGCAUGGCCAUUGUGGAAGCUGAAUUGAAAGAUAGCUGGGUUUGGUUUUUAGAGAAUCUGUUGGCAAUCAUAGGAAGACCUGAGGAGAGGGGAUGGUGUUUCAUGUCUGAUAGGCAAAAGGGUUUGAUUGAAGCAUUCAAGCAACUCAUGCCUAAUGUGGAGCACAGAUUUUGUCUAAGGCAUAUGUAUGCCAAUUUCAACAAAACCUACAAAGGAAAAGAAUACAAAGCUAUGUUUUGGGGAGCAGCCUCUGCCUACACAAUUCCAGAGUUUAAUGAAAAAAUGGCAGAGAUAAAGAAUGUCGACAAAAAGGCACAUGAAUGGCUACUGAAUGAGGUUCCAGAGGUUUGGGCUAGAGCUUACAACAACCCUAGGUCCAUGGUUAACAGGAUGGAUAACAACAUGAGUGAGGGGUUCAAUACAUGGAUAUCUGAAGCAAGGGAUAAGCCCAUAGUGACACUGGUAGACACAAUUAGGAGACAACUUAUGGUAAGAUAUGUGGCCAGACUUGACUACAGUAGCAAGUUUAAGGGUAAGUUGUGUCCAAGUAUUGCUAAGAAUGUUGAAAGGAAAAAGGUUAAUGCAAGAGGACUGCAGGUUAUAUACUCAGGGGGAUCAGUGUUUGAAGUGACAAGUGCAGACAAGGUAUAUGUGGUUGACAUUGGGGAGCACAGUUGUACUUGUAGGAGAUGGGAUCUAAAUGGAAUUCCUUGCACUCAUGGAUGUACAGCUAUCAUAUCUCACAAGGCCCAACCUGAGGAUUAUGUAAAUGAUUGUUACUCAACUAAGACAUUUAUGAGGACUUAUAGUCAGAGGAUCUAUCCAAUACCAGAUAAAAGCUUGUGGCCAACCACUGAAUGUGAUCCCAUAAUGCCUCCACCUAUAAGAACACCAAUUGGGAGGCCAAAGAAGGCAAGGAGAAAAGGAGUGGUUGAGCCCCAAAAUCCUUACAAGGUUAGAAAGCAUCAUAUUACUCUCAUGUGCAGACAAUGUGGGACAUUUGGCCAUAAUAGAAGGACUUGAAAACACCAACAG